AUGGCUGUAACUAAUUCAACAAUUGAACGACAGAAUCAGCGAGGUAAGGAAAUUUUAUUUUUAUGCAAAGAAAUCAUGACCAAUCCAAACAUGUCAGGAAUUCAAGAAGUAACUUUGAUAUCGGAACAGAUGAACAAGAUGAUGAUGAACACCCACGAUGAUGAACAAACAUUAGAACAAAUCAAAGGAGGUAUUACCAAACAAAUGGAAAGAUUUUAUAUCUGCUCGCCUUGGAAAGAAUCAAAGGUUAAUUUGAGUAAUAAUUAG
Loa loa (African eye worm) is the source of this 267-nucleotide messenger RNA. RefSeq lists its product as hypothetical. The record is from RefSeq and is a predicted model, not a curated record. The transcript is spliced from 2 exons. Lineage: Eukaryota; Metazoa; Nematoda; Chromadorea; Rhabditida; Onchocercidae. The coding region runs from base 1 to 267 and encodes 88 amino acids.